This is a messenger RNA of Drosophila persimilis, 1274 nucleotides long. RefSeq names its product odorant receptor 42a. Gene Ontology annotation, cellular component: plasma membrane. Gene Ontology annotation, molecular function: odorant binding; olfactory receptor activity. The transcript is spliced from 3 exons. Bases 1 to 1224 code for a protein of 407 amino acids. Gene Ontology annotation, biological process: detection of chemical stimulus involved in sensory perception of smell; sensory perception of smell. Lineage: Eukaryota; Metazoa; Arthropoda; Insecta; Diptera; Drosophilidae. The record is from RefSeq and is a predicted model, not a curated record.
AUGGUGCUGCGUAAAGUCUUCCCGGCCAUGUUCACGCUGCCGAAGGAAGCCCCGGCCUGCUCUCGGAAUGGGACUCUGUACUUGCUGCGCUGCAUCUUUCUAAUGGGAGUGCGAAGGCCACCGGCUCGAUUCUUCGUUGUCUACUGCCUGUGGUCCUUUGCCCUAAAUCUCUGCUCUACGUUCUACCAGCCCAUCGGCUUCCUGACUGGGUACAUCAGCCAUCUCUCAGAGUUCUCUCCGGGGGAGUUCCUCACCUCCCUUCAGGUGGCCUUUAACGCCUGGUCCUGCUCCACCAAGGUCCUGAUCGUUUGGGCGCUCGUCAAGCACUUCGACGAUGCCAACGACAUUUUGGACGAAAUGGACAGGCGCCUCACCCAACCCAGCGAACGCCUCCGUGUCCAUCAGGCCGUUUCCAGGAGCAACCGCAUCUUCUUUAUCUUCAUGACCGUCUACAUGGUGUAUGCCACCAACACGUUCCUCACUGCGAUCCUGAUGGGCAGGCCGCCCUACCAGAACUACUAUCCGUACCUGGACUGGCGCUCCAGCUCGUGGCAGCUGGGUCUCCAGUCGGGACUGGAAUAUUUCGCCAUGGCCGGUGCCUGCUUUCAGGACGUCUGUGUGGACUGUUAUCCCGUCAACUUUGUCCUCGUGCUCCGUGCCCACAUGUCCAUUUUCGCGGACCGCCUAAGACAGUUGGGCAGCGACCCUGGGGAGAGCCCCGAGCAGCGCUACGAGCAACUAAUUCAGUGCAUCCAGGACCACAAGACCAUACUGCGUUUCGUGGAUUGUUUGCGUCCCGUGAUUUCGGGCACCAUUUUUGUGCAGUUCCUCGUUGUGGGCCUGGUCCUUGGCUUCACACUCAUCAACAUUGUGCUGUUCGCUAAUCUGGGAUCGGCAAUCGCCGCCCUGUCCUUCAUGGCCGCUGUUCUGCUGGAGACCACCCCGUUCUGCAUUCUCUGCAACUACCUCACAGACGACUGCUACAACCUGGCGGACGCUCUUUUCGAGUCGAACUGGAUCGAUGGCGAGCAGCGCUACAAGAAGACGCUCAUGUACUUCCUGCAGAAGCUCCAGCAGCCCAUCACCUUCAUGGCCAUGAACGUAUUUCCCAUCUCCGUGGGCAGCAACAUCAGUGUCACCAAGUUUUCGUUCUCAGUCUUUACGCUGGUCAAGCAAAUGAAUAUUUCGGAGAAGCUCUCCAAGGUCGAAGGGGAAGCCGAUUAACAAAAGAGUUCUCUUCGAAGGCACACGUUUUUCGCUCUUUCAACAUAUAC